This is a messenger RNA of Cooperia oncophora, 453 nucleotides long. Lineage: Eukaryota; Metazoa; Nematoda; Chromadorea; Rhabditida; Trichostrongylidae. The record is from the annotation of a GenBank genome assembly.
AUGCCAAAAAGCCGUAUUGGACAAAUCGUUCGGUCCCCAUUCAUGAAAUUUCUCUACUAUUCGAUAUCGUUCAGUUGUUUCCUACUUCUGCUUACUCUGGCUACAUUUGAGAGCUAUCGAAGUGAAAAAGGGGAACGAAAGGGCGGUGGGACUACAAGAGCUUCAGAUCGCGGCCCACCACCAACGUUCAUAGAGUCGUUGGUGGUAGCAUGGGUUUUAGGUAAGGUUUUAUCUAUGGAUUUUAUUGAGCCAUAUCGAGAUCUACACAGCUAUAUGGACUAUCCACAUCGUUACUCGAUUCGAACCCAUUGGGAAGCCUACGAGCCGAUGUUAGUGGCUGAAGCGCUAUUCGCAGUUGGAAAUGUCUUCAGCUUUGCUCGCAUCAUCUAUCUGUUCCAAACCAACCCGUACCUCGGACCUCUACAGGUAAGAGAUAAGUGCGUUCAAUUGUAA